Molecule: messenger RNA, 2867 nt
Organism: Coccidioides posadasii C735 delta SOWgp
Lineage: Eukaryota; Fungi; Ascomycota; Eurotiomycetes; Onygenales; Onygenaceae
Source: RefSeq, a predicted model, not a curated record
CGGAGGUUUCCAUCGUGUUGAUCUCUUUAUCGCAUGUUGCACGAUUCUCGGCCUGCACUCUUGUCGGCCACUGGGCGGGGGAAACAGAUCCCACGUUGAGCCCUAUUCCUGCGCCCUAUCCCUAAGCCCUCAUUUCUUCUCCUGGAAAUAGUUACCCCGUUUGUCAUCUCGGCGGCCAACCAUCAUGGCCGUCGCUCAAGCUCCCAGCUCUCCUGUCCAAAUAAAGACGGAGGGUCCCUCUUCCCCAGUCGACGAUGCGACGUCGAUCAACUCUACUCCCAAGGUGACACAUGCCCGCGACGACGAUGAGCCCCAUGGCCUUUCUCCUGCCAAUAAAAAACGGCGAACGGGUUCUGCCAGCGAGACCGCUUCGCCGAGCGCAGAGCAGGCUCCAGUUUUGAGCUCAGAACCGCGCCCAGACCAGAAUGCUCCGGCUCAAUCAGCACCGCCAUCUCAACUACCGGAGCCGAAGGCCCAUCCUGCCGACCAAAGUGGCCAACCUUCGGCAACAGAUGCUUCCAAUAAGAGCUCCUUCAGUGGGGAUGUUUCUGCACCUCCCCCGACACAGGCUCCAUCCGAGUCUAAUGUCCUGGAAACGAUAUCGUUCAUCAUGGACCAGCCGGGGAGCAUCGAAAACCAAUCUUCUUUGAAUAAGCGACUACAGGAGGCAAGCAAGUCAGCAAGCAUCAAUGCGGUUAAAUCAAACCCCGAUUGGAAGACAGAGAGUCUUCCCAUUCUCGAUAAUUUGGCAACCCAAAUUCUCUCCUUGUUAGCACGGUCGAGUUAUAAAGACAUCACGUCCAUAGUAUCUGAGCCGAAUUCAGAGAAUGGCCAUGCCUACUCUAGCAUGCGGUCACUUUUCGAUCAUGCCAAAAAGGUCUACUCAACCAACGGCCCUUUCCUAUCAGCAACACAACUAGGUUUCACCAAACCGGGCCAAAUUGAUAUUAUUCGAAAGGCGAAUAUGGCAUCUUUCGUUUCGAGUAUUUUCGGAACUCAGGGGAUUGGGUUUUCUGAACUCCACGAUCACUUCCUGGAGAUAUUCGUUCCUGAAGGAAGUCGACUUCUCAAAGGCCAAGGUGCUCUGUUCCUCGAGCUGAAGACACAGGCCUUUAUUGCCUCCAUGAACAACAGUGAGCAAGGUCGACGCGAGAUCCUCCGCAAUCUGUUCCCUGACGAUCUUGGACUGAAGCUCCUGGCAAGAAGACCGGGAAACAAACAACUUGCGCCGAGCGAAACCGACUUUGUGAAGCGGGCAUGGUCACGACGUGACAUACUUCUGGCCGAAAUAGAUAAUCCUGAGUCAGUCAGAACCUUGCCAGAAAGAUACCGCUGGGAAGAUUUCUUGAGAGAUUUGAGUUCUUACGUUAGCAAACAUUAUGACUCUACAACCACUCAGGCAAGCAAAGGUCCCUCUGUAGAGAGCGGAGAUGCUCCCUCACAGGCAGCGAAUCCACCCCCCGAACCACGUAAUAUGCCUCUUGAAACACAAUUCUCUAUAACCCCUAAUCCUCCCGAGGCCCCCAUCGAUCGUAGUGCUGGGCGAGUCGAUCUUGUUGCAAGAGCUGCUCGUGCAGCGCAAAUUGCCCUCCAGGGACAAGGGUUCCGACAUACGCCUCGACCAGUGAGCAACCCGAACCCACAGGCACCACAACAACCACAACAACCUCAGCAACCGUUCAAUCCACCUCCGCCCCAUGUGCAGCAUCAGCCAGCAACAGCCGCUCAACCGACUUUUCACUACACAACUGCUUCGCCGACACCCCGUCCUCCCCCGCAGCCGACGCAGGUCACCUUCCAUCAGAACCAGUUUCAUUUCCAACAGUAUAAUCCUCAGGCCGCAUCCGCCUCCUCCAGAGCCAAUGCCGCCGCGAAUUAUGGGUAUAUGCCUGGAAUUCCACAUUAUUCCCAGUCCCAACCCACCCAGAUUCUGUAUGAGCGAGCAAGGAUGGCGACAACUGCGAAAUCAUCUCCCACAAGCCGCCGAGCCGGGCUUCCUAGUCAGCGGCGUCCUUGGACCACUGAGGAAGAAAAUGCAUUGAUGGCAGGACUUGAUCGGGUGAAAGGCCCUCAUUGGAGUCAAAUUCUUGCCAUGUUUGGGCCAGGGGGCACAAUAAAUGAAGCAUUGAAAGAUCGCAACCAGGUCCAGCUCAAGGACAAAGCACGCAAUUUGAAAUUGUUCUUUUUGAAAAGUGGGAUUGAAGUGCCUUAUUAUCUAAAGUUCGUCACUGGAGAGCUCAAGACCCGUGCGCCAGCACAAGCCGCUAAGCAAGAAGCGAGAGAGCGAGAGCGGAGAAGAGGAGAAGAAGAUAAAGCGCACGUGGAAGGACUAGAGGGUAUGAUGGCCCUUGCAGGGGCCCAUCCUCCACAUAACCAGGGCGAGGCUGCUGCAACACCUAUGAAUAUAGCUACUCCACCGGCUUAUCCUCAGACUCAAGGACAGCAGCAGGCGACACUUGACCAGACCACUGAACAAGCCUUAAUUCAGAGACUCACACAGGAAACCAAAGCGGAGAGCUUGCAACCGCCUCCACAGCAAGGCCCAGUCGAUCCGUCCCUGCAACAUCGGGUUUAAAACAGUUGAUUUUCCAGUUUUCUACCUCGCAUUAACUCUUGGGAGAACAGACAUUUUUAUUUCUAGUUAUUUAUUAUCUUCUUUUUGUCGAAAUUUUGGGCAGGCCGGGUUUAUUAUAAAUUUUAUUUUAUGCAACAAGUUGGGAUGGUGGCAGCGUGGAGUUCGGGGAAGCUUUUAAAGGCAUUGCUUCAAGGCUUGCAGAGUAGUCCGAGAUACGUUGCGGUUUUACAUACAGUUUGGAAAUAGAGGAGGAGGAGAGUGAGGAGAAAAUACCAUUCUACUUAGAUAUUUC